AUGCCGCGAGGAAAGUGGAUCGACAAGAAGACGGCUACGCACUUCACCCUAGUGCACCGGCCGCAAAAUGACCCCCUCAUCCACGAUGAAUCGGCGCCGUCGAUGGUGCUGAAUCUCGUCCAGCGCGCCUAUGGGUCGAAAUCUAAGAGCCUGGGCGAUCUCGCCUCGGAGCUGGGGUCCGACGCCGAGAGCAUCCGCGACAACGAGGGCGAGGCCGCCAACUACGGCGUCUACUAUGACGACACCGAGUAUGACUACAUGCAGCAUCUCCGCGACAUUGGCCAGGGCUCCGGAGACGCCAUCUUUGUCGAGGCGAAGGCGGCGGCGGCAGCGGCCAAGGGCAAGGGCAAGGGGAAACAGCAGCCACUCGAAGAAGCGCUGCGCCAACUUGACCUGAAAAACGAUUCUGAGGAUCUGCUCGACGAGGCGAUCCUGCCUUCCAAAAACCUCCAGCGGCUCACAUACCAGGCGCAACAGGAUGUGCCCGACGUCAUUGCUGGAUUCCAGCCCGACAUGGACCCGCGCUUGCGGGAGGUGUUGGAGGCCCUGGAGGACGACGCAUACGUAGACGACGAGGACGAUGACUUAUUCAAGGAGCUCGCCAAGGACGGGCAGGAACUGGACCGGGACGAAUCUGAGGAGGACGACGAAGGCUGGGAAUCUGACUGUACGGCAAAGCCAACGCGGGAAUACAAGGAUGAUGGAGAGGUGCCCCAGCUCGUGGACACGAAGAACCCGCAGUCACAAUCGGAAGGGGGUGUUUCGCAAGACUGGCUGGAGGAGUUCAAGAAGUUCAAGAACGAUCAGAAAGCCGAAAAGAAGCCAAAAGCGGCGCCCGCACAGUCAGAGGUUCAGUCAUCAAUAUGGACCACGACAACAAAUGGCGGGCAGAGGAAGAAGCGGAGCGGUGCCCUGACAAACCCGUCAAACUACUCCAUGACAUCCUCGUCCCUCUUCCGCACAGAGCAGCUGGGCAUACUGGAUGCCCGCUUUGAAAAGAUUGACGAGGACUACAACGGCGAUAUGGAUGACAUGGGCUCCGUGUCGGAGAUGUCGGCCAUGUCAACCGCAUCGAGCGUGACGGGGCCUGUCCGACAGGAUUUGGAUGGCCUGCUGGACGAGUUCCUCGGCGGGUACUCUAUGCGGGGCAAGAGGAGGAUGAAGAAGGGAAAUUAUGGAAACGGCAUCCAGCAACUCGAGGAUAUAAGGAAAGAGUUGGGGCCCGCAAAGCUCCGCUAG
Lasiosphaeria miniovina is the source of this 1239-nucleotide messenger RNA. Its product is annotated as Low temperature viability protein. Bases 1 to 1239 code for a protein of 412 amino acids. The transcript is spliced from 2 exons. The record is from RefSeq and is a predicted model, not a curated record. Gene Ontology annotation, biological process: ribosomal small subunit export from nucleus; ribosomal small subunit biogenesis. NCBI's taxonomy places the organism in Eukaryota, Fungi, Ascomycota, Sordariomycetes, Sordariales, Lasiosphaeriaceae. Gene Ontology annotation, cellular component: cytosol; nucleus; preribosome, small subunit precursor.